AUUAAGGUGGGCGUUAUUUGAAAUCGCCAAACGAGCUUCAUAACAAGUGCAAGAUGGGUCUUCUAUCGAUCCUAAAGAAGAUGAAACAGAAGGAGAAGGAUUGCAGAAUCCUAAUGCUUGGUCUGGAUAAUGCCGGGAAAACAACGAUAGUGAAGAAGUUCCUGGGAGAAGACAUUACUACCAUCUCUCCAACUUUCGGCUUCAACAUCAAGACUGUGGAACACAAGGGGCUCAAUCUAAACAUAUGGGACGUGGGAGGUCAGAGGUCACUCCGUUCCUAUUGGAGGAACUAUUUUGAGGAGACAGACGGAGUGGUGUGGGUGGUGGACAGUGCCGACAGGAGAAGACUCGAGGACUGCCGAGUUGAGCUACACACCCUCCUGGUUCAGGAGAGAUUGGCUGGAGCUAGUCUCCUGGUGUUUGCCAACAAGCAAGACUUGCCAGGAGCCAUGACUGCCGAGGAGAUCAGAAAGGUCCUUCAACUGGACUCCAUAGAGACACAUCACUGGAUGAUAGUUCCCUGCUCUGCCGUCACCGGAGACCAGCUCUUGGAGGGCGUUAAUUGGCUAACAUCUGACAUUUCGUCCAGAAUAUUCACCAUGGACUGACACCUCUUACUAACACAUUUUUGUUCAUUUCUUAUUCGCCUUUGUAUCUAUCUUUGUGUGUGUGUGGAAGGGAAGACAUUUCUUCUUCCAGCUUCCAACCAAACCGUUCUGUUUUAUUAUGUUGAAGUGGACGUUAAAAAGAAAUUACAGAGAAA
Messenger RNA from Geodia barretti, 763 nucleotides. The record is from the annotation of a GenBank genome assembly. NCBI's taxonomy places the organism in Eukaryota, Metazoa, Porifera, Demospongiae, Tetractinellida, Geodiidae.